Messenger RNA from Macaca mulatta (Rhesus monkey), 1192 nucleotides. The record is from RefSeq and is a predicted model, not a curated record. NCBI's taxonomy places the organism in Eukaryota, Metazoa, Chordata, Mammalia, Primates, Cercopithecidae.
AAUGGAAAGGCGUAAAUAACCGCGGUGGUGAGAUCCACCCGCGCGCACCGGGCCGUCCUCUCCGCGCGCGGGGAGACGCGCGCGCACCCACCCGCCCCGGCUCGUCGCCAGCCCCCGGCCCCCAGCCAUGGAAGAACUCACGGCGUUUGUAUCCAAGUCUUUUGACCAGAAAAGCAAGGACGGUAACGGCGGAGGAGGCGGCGGCGGCGGCGGAGGCAAGAAGGAUUCCAUUACGUACCGGGAAGUUUUGGAGAGCGGACUGGCGCGCUCCCGGGACCUGGGGACGUCGGAUUCCAGCUCCAGGACUCGCGGAGGCGGCGGCCACUGCCCGGUGCAUUUGUUCAAGGACCACGUAGACAAUGACAAGGAGAAACUGAAAGAAUUCGGCCCCGCGAGAGUAGCAGAAGGGAUUUACGAAUGCAAAGAGAAGCGCGAGGACGUGAAGUCGGAGGACGAGGACGGGCAGACGAAGCUGAAACAGAGGCGCAGCCGCACCAACUUCACGCUGGAGCAGCUCAACGAGCUGGAGCGACUCUUCGACGAGACCCAUUACCCCGACGCCUUCAUGCGCGAGGAGCUCAGCCAGCGUCUGGGGCUUUCCGAGGCGCGCGUGCAGGUUUGGUUCCAGAACCGGAGAGCAAAGUGCCGCAAACAGGAGAAUCAGAUGCAUAAAGGCGUCAUCUUAGGCACAGCCAACCACCUGGACGCCUGCCGGGUGGCACCCUACGUGAACAUGGGAGCCUUAAGGAUGCCUUUUCAACAGGUCAAAGCUCAGCUGCAGCUGGAAGGCGUGGCCCACGCGCACCGCACUGCACCCGAACCUGGCGCGCACGCGCCCUACCUGAUGUUCCCCCCGGCCUUCGGCUGCCCAUCGCGGUCGCUGGCCGAGUCCGCCUCGGCCGCCGCCGUGGUCGCCGCCGCCGCAAGAGCACAGCAAAACUCCAGCAUCGCCGACCUGCGCUCAAGGACGCGGAAGCACGCGGCGGCCUUGGGGUCUGACCCGCCGCGCAGCCCCAGCCGGCACCCGGGAUCCCGGGCUCCGCGCGCCCCCGCCUGCACCGCGCGUCCUGCACUCAACUCCGCCUGGAGCUGCUCCGUGCGCCCCGGGAGCUCUGCAACAGGCCUGGGAGGAGGCUCCCGGACCGUCCACGCGCGACCCCUACGGAGACGGUGCAGAAGGCGGAGCGCGUGA